This is a messenger RNA of Diaporthe amygdali, 1212 nucleotides long. RefSeq lists its product as uncharacterized. The coding region runs from base 1 to 1212 and encodes 403 amino acids. Gene Ontology annotation, molecular function: O-methyltransferase activity. Lineage: Eukaryota; Fungi; Ascomycota; Sordariomycetes; Diaporthales; Diaporthaceae. The transcript is spliced from 5 exons. The record is from RefSeq and is a predicted model, not a curated record.
AUGCCAGCUUCAACUAACGGGAUCAACGGCAAUGCUGGCUCAAAACACCAAAACAUUCUCCAGACACUGAACGGAAUAAGCGCCGAAUCCUUUGAAAAUGACGGACAGCGUAUAGAAGCUGUGGCGGCAGCUUAUGCUCUUGUGGCCCGUCUUGAGACCCCAUGGGACUUUGUGCUGAGGCUUGCCAUGGGUCAGCCUGCCCUUGGCGCGGCUCUGAAGAUCGCCUUGGAUCUGCAGCUGUAUCAGAAGUGGCACGAGGCCGGCGAUGGUGAAAAGAGUCUAGAGGACCUGCACAAGCUGGUACCAUCCGUCGAGCCCAAAUUGCUCUCUCGUUUGCUUCGACAUUUGGCAGCAUACCAUGUCUUGGAGGAACCCUCAGUGGGCAUCUUCAAGCCAACGGCGCUUUCAAUUUCUUUCACGAAACCCGUUUUUGGCGAGUGGAUCAAUCACCAAUACGAUGCGACAAUCCCCUGCUUCUUCAAGCUGCCUCGCUACCUGGCGCAGACAGGGUAUAAGAACCCUGUGGACCCGGCUGAUGGCGUGUUCCAGUACGCGAAAGACUGCAGGGGCACGGACAUGUUCCAUUAUUACCAGGAGAAUCGCGUCGAGGGCGAAUCUUUCAACCAGGUCAUGGGUGGCGUCAUGGCCAAUCAGGCCGGCUGGCUAGAUAUUUUCCCCCAUGACACGCUAAUUUCCACAGCCAAUCCAGAUGGACCCAUCCUGGUCGAUGUUGGUGGGAACAUCGGUCACGAUUUGGAGAGGUUCCACCAGGCGCAUCCGGAGACGGCUUCACGCCUGUAUCUAGAGGACCUUCCUGAGGUUGUCUCUUUGUCUAAGUGUGCAGACCCAGUCAACAAGAUCGGCCAUGACUUUUUCACACCACAGCCGAUCAAAGGGGCAAGGGCAUACUACAUGCACGGUGUAUUGCACGACUGGUCUGAUGAGCCGGCGCGAAAAAUCCUCGAGAUGCAGCGUGAUGCUUUGACGCCUGGGUACAGCAAGCUACUAAUCCAUGACCACAUAGCACCGGAGGCAGUUGCUCACCCCCACACCACUGCUUACGACCUGACUAUGAUGGUCAUGGUGGCUGGUGAGGAAAGAAGCGAGACACACUGGAAGGCUCUCCUGAAGUCGGCAGGAUACAGGAUGAUAAAGAUCUGGUCAUCGCCCCUUGCCGUGCAGCGGAUCAUUGAGGCUGAACUCGAUGUGUGA